Messenger RNA from Abrus precatorius (Indian licorice), 972 nucleotides. Its product is annotated as E3 ubiquitin-protein ligase SINA-like 10. The record is from RefSeq and is a predicted model, not a curated record. Gene Ontology annotation, molecular function: zinc ion binding. The transcript has 3 exons. NCBI's taxonomy places the organism in Eukaryota, Viridiplantae, Streptophyta, Magnoliopsida, Fabales, Fabaceae. The coding region runs from base 1 to 972 and encodes 323 amino acids.
AUGCAUCACAAAAGAAAAGCGACGCAAUAUUACUAUUCGCGACCAUCCACCAGGAUUCUUAUACGUAACGUAGAUGACGUAGUACGUAAAGGAAAGACUCUACGUGAAGACGGAGAAGGCAUGGAAGAAGAAGGAGAAGGAGAAGAUUCUCAGAUCGAGUCGGAAGACUAUUAUGAUGAGGACGGCAUGGAGAGUUCAAAACAUGAUGAUUAUUAUUAUGAUUAUGAUGCUUUUUCCCGUAGGUUUAAUUCUGUCAUAAUUUCCGACCCUAAUGUCUUUAAUUGCUGCGUUUGCUCGCAAAUCUUGACUGUUCCUGUCUACGAGUGCGCUAAUGGGCAUGCUGCUUGCUCUACCUGCGCUGCUGAUCAUUUAAAGCAAUGCCGCUUGUGCUUAUUGCCUAUUGGUUACAAACGUUGCAUAACUAUUGAGAGAGUAUUGGAAUCUAUUCACAUACCAUGCCUGAAUGUGAAAUACGGUUGCAAAGAGACAUUGAGUUUAACUGAGAGUAAUAACCAUGACCAAAAAUGCAUCUAUGUUCCAUGUUUAUGCCCAUAUUCAGAUUGCCACUUCACUGCCCCAUCCAAGGACUUGUUCCUUCACUUCAUAAACAAACAUAGGGAUUCCAUAAUCACAUUUUCAUAUGAUGAUUAUUUCUCUGUCUCAUUGAGGCGCAAUGAUGAAACCGUGGUUCUUCGAGAGGAAUAUGAUAACAAACUGUUUGUUCUCAACAACUAUGUUGAGAGUUUGGGAAGUGUUGUUUCUAUUAGUUGCUUUGGUAACUCUUUUCAGCCAGGUUAUGAUUAUUCUGUGGGUGCUACUUACAAGGGACGCAGCCUAAUAUUGCAUUCUAUUACCAACAAUAUUCAAUCCAACACAGUUAAUGCUCCUUCAUCAGGGUUCUUUGUGGUUCCUUUUAAUUAUUUUGAUUCUUCUGGAUCUCUCAAACUAGAAAUUCGCAUCAGGGAUAAAUAA